AUGGCCAGUGCCAUGCUAGCUGCUGUGCCUCCAGUGUUUGGGUUGUACACCUCCUUCUACCCCAUCCUGAUAUAUGUGAUAUUUGGUACAUCCAGGCACAUUUCAGUGGGUGGCAUUCUUGCCAUCAUGGUGGGAACAGUGACAGGUGAUAUGGAGUUGCCAAGCAACCGGGGGAACAGGAGUGACAGCGACGUUGACAUGGCCAAAGUGGCAGUGGCUUCCCAUCUCACCAUAAUGUGUGGACUCAUACAGAUAGUGCUGUGUCUGUUGCAUUGCGGAGGGGUGAGUCGGUGGCUCUCUGGGCCACUAGUAGGGGGCUACACCGUGGCAGCUGCCAUCCAUGUGGCCAUAUACCAGAUACCUCUAAUGACUGGCAUCAACACAGAAAGACGCACAGGGGUCUUCGCCAUCUUCUGGAUGUUGGGAGAUGUUCUGUCUACAUUGGACAAGUCCUCGGCCGGAACGGUAUUUGUGUCUGCAGUUUCCAUGGUUAUCCUGGUCGGGGGAAAGGUGCUGAACUACUGCUUCAGGAACCGGCUCCCCAUACCGGUGCCCUGGGAAGUUGUACUGGUCGUUUUGGCCACUCUCUUGUCUUGGCAGCUUGAUCUGUCUGUGGACCACAGAGUUCCAGUGGUGGGCACAGUACCUACUGGUCUGUCUCCUCCCUCUCUCCCACCUCUGUCCUCCUUCUCUAAGGACCUGCUGGUCCCGGCGUUUGCGUUGGCAGUGGUCAGCUUUGGCUUCACGGCUUCUCUGGGAACUAUGUUUGCACUCAAGCACGGCUACACUAUAGACAGCAACCAGGAACUGCUGGCAAUGGGCUUGUGUAAUUCCAUAGGGGGCAUGUUCCAGUGCUUUGUGGUCAGCACGUCCAUGUCUCGCAGUAUGGUGCAAGAGGGCAUUGGGGGCAAGACUCAGAUGUCUUCUCUGAUUUCUGCCCUAUUGUUGUUGGUCUUCCUGCUGAAGGUUGGGGCCCUAUUUGAACAGCUGCCCAAGGCAGUCUUGGCUGUUGUAAUUCUGGUGAAUCUGCAGGGCAUAUUUAUUCAAGUCAGGGAGGUGCCUAAACUUUGGGCUACUGACCGCAUAGACCUGUGUGUAUGGGUGGUGACUGCUCUGUGUGCGUUGGCCUUUAACCUGGAUGUGGGUCUGGGUGUAGCGCUGAUGUUCAGUCUUGUUACAGUUGUCUUCAGAACACAGAACUGUCGAUUCUCCGUGCUUGGGGUCAUUCCAGGGACAGACUGCUAUAGAGACCUAAAACUGUUCUCAGAGGCAAGGCAGAUUCCUGGGGUUACAAUAUUCUCCUUCUGCAACCCUAUCUACUAUGCUAAUAGUGAUCCCUACUUCAGCUCCCUCAAACAGGUCAUCCAGAGGAGCCUUGAGGAGAACCCCUGUCCCAGUUCUGAGGGCCCCAGGGCGGGUUACCAGGCAACAGAGGGGCCCCGCCACUGUGUCAUCCUAGAGUUCAGUGGGGUCAACUUCAUGGACUCAGUGGCAGUCAGCAAACUUAGAACGAUGCUGAAGGAAAGUGAAGAGCAGGCCGUCCCUGUGCUACUAGCAGCCUGUCCAGAUGGCCUCCUCUCCCAGCUCCAGAGUCAGGGUCUCGUGUCCACGUGUGUUUCCCGCUCCCCUCUCUUCCCCUCCGUCCACCACGCUGUGCAACACUGCCAACACACUCUACUGCUCCCACCGGUGACGGCCAGUCAGUUCUAAUGGUGGCCCUGUCCCUCACAUGACCUUUGAUGGUGACGUAAAGUGAAAGCCCAACUGGGAAACUCCAACUCCCAUUGUCAUUGUGACACAGCACUCCACAGCACACAAGUGCACGUUCCACAGUCCACACAUGGUCACCCGUUCGCCAUGCACUUGCCACUUCCUAUGCCACAUUUCUGUUCUUGCUCUGUAGCCAACAUGUUUAGUGGAACAGACUGUGGAUCAGUCUGUUUGUCUGUUUUAUCUGUCUGCGUCGCUUUCUUUUUCUAUUUGCAUCUGAUUCUGAGCCUGUCUGAGAAGCCAUCUGGAUUUUGGCUUUUGAUUUUAUCCCUCACAGAUGUGACUACAUGGACAAUGUAAUGGGUGUGUAAUGUUUGAGUGAUUGUGUAGUGUGAGCAUGCCUGCAUGUGUGCCUGCCUGCGUGCCUGCGUGUUAUGUCACCAUUACAUUUUGUUUUUACUCUGUCUUUUUA
Molecule: messenger RNA, 2182 nt
Organism: Engraulis encrasicolus (European anchovy)
Lineage: Eukaryota; Metazoa; Chordata; Actinopteri; Clupeiformes; Engraulidae
Gene: slc26a6.1
Product: solute carrier family 26 member 6
Exons: 16
Coding region: 1-1710 (569 amino acids)
Biological process (GO): transmembrane transport
Cellular component (GO): plasma membrane
Molecular function (GO): bicarbonate transmembrane transporter activity; chloride transmembrane transporter activity; secondary active sulfate transmembrane transporter activity
Source: RefSeq, a predicted model, not a curated record